CUCAGCUAUACCAAUUAAUCGUCCGACCACAUCGCUCACUAAAUCACGUGGCACAAAACGUCAUCACAACCACGUAAUUGAAUGUGCAUUAGUUUCCCGGAUAUAUAAUAUGGCUCACGUUUUUCCUACACUCAUUCAUCGUGGAGCCAUGUCAGAGACGCUGUCCAUACGGUUGGCCAGGGAUGAUGGCCUCACCCUCGAGCGCGACCCAAGAACCAAGGACUGGUUCUUCUCUGGAAACUUUGCGUUGCUUAGUGCCAUCCUGGUCGGAUAUGUAUACGUGGUCAAAGUGGCUGGACCACGCUUCAUGCGUCAUCGCGAACCCAUGCACGGAAUCAAAGCAAUCAUCAUGGCCUACAACGCCGUCAUGGUUGCCUUUAGUGCGUACUUCACCUACAACAUCGCUCGAAGAUCUUACCUGGGUGGUGGAUACUCUCCUGUGUGCCAAGGCCUACAUUUCGACAACAGAGACAGGAACACGAUGGAACUGUUAGAGUUUUUGUACUGGUACAUGUGGGUUCGAUUGGCCGAUUUCCUAGACACGCUGUUCUUCGUGCUUCGCAAGAAGGAUUCCCACGUGUCCGUGCUCCACGUCACCCAUCACUGUCUCGUCGUGUUCACCGGCUGGUUCGGUCUCACUUAUGGCGCUGACGGACAUGUCGUCUUCUGCGUCUGCAUCAACGGAUUCAUCCACGUGGUUAUGUACUCGUACUAUUUCCUUUCCUUGCUCGGCCCGUCCGUGCGAAGGUACCUGUGGUGGAAGAAGUACUUGACUCAGUUGCAGCUCUUGCAAUUUGCCGCAGGUUCGAUUCACACGAUGUUACCUCUGUUGAGGGACUGCGGUUAUCCACGAAUACACACGUAUAUCUGUAUCGCGCAGGGCAUAUUUUUCUUUGUGAUGUUCAUGAAUUUUUACCAGAAGGCUUAUGUAAAGAGGACUAGUCAACGUGCGAAGGCAGAGUGAAACGGCGCUAAGGCGUUCUUUUUUCUCCUUGCCUUCGUGGUAAAAUGAGUUCAGAAAGUAUGAUCUCUUAGAUUAACUGAUGUAACCCUUUAGCAAAGGUAAGGUAGGUAUGAUUUUAAAUGAGUGUGUAUAGACUCCUACCUCAUUGACGCACGAGCAAAAUCAUUGCCAACGCACUAUCUGGGUGUCGUCUGUUUAACUUAAAUCCAUCCUUCCCCUCUUCGAUGUGCUUUUUCAUCAACAAAUUAUACUGUGCAAUGCAAA
This is a messenger RNA of Ornithodoros turicata, 1228 nucleotides long. RefSeq names its product very long chain fatty acid elongase AAEL008004-like. The transcript has a single exon. Gene Ontology annotation, cellular component: endoplasmic reticulum membrane. Bases 110 to 964 code for a protein of 284 amino acids. Gene Ontology annotation, molecular function: fatty acid elongase activity. The record is from RefSeq and is a predicted model, not a curated record. Lineage: Eukaryota; Metazoa; Arthropoda; Arachnida; Ixodida; Argasidae. Gene Ontology annotation, biological process: fatty acid elongation, polyunsaturated fatty acid; fatty acid elongation, monounsaturated fatty acid; sphingolipid biosynthetic process.